Molecule: messenger RNA, 7310 nt
Organism: Acanthochromis polyacanthus (spiny chromis)
Lineage: Eukaryota; Metazoa; Chordata; Actinopteri; Pomacentridae
Gene: dock7
Product: dedicator of cytokinesis 7
Biological process (GO): small GTPase-mediated signal transduction; axonogenesis; positive regulation of GTPase activity
Molecular function (GO): guanyl-nucleotide exchange factor activity
Source: RefSeq, a predicted model, not a curated record
AUUCUCCCGUUUUCCCGUUUUCCCUGUGGCCGUAGUGAGUGAGUGGAAAGCGGAGUCUGCCUGCUGCCUGCCUGCCUGGGAAUUUCGCUAAAGCACAUCAGCGGCCACUGCCAUGGCUGAACGCCGCGCCUUCGCCCAAAAAAUCAGCAGGACUGUGGCAGCAGAGGUUAGGAAGCAGAUAGCCGGCCAGUAUGGAGGCUCCCCACAGCUCUUCAAAAACCUCAACGUUGGGACCACAACAAGCAACACAGUUCCCCUCACGGAGGCGGUGGAGCCGGUGGAUUUUGAGGAGUAUCUCAUCACUCACCCUCCCAUCGUUGAGUCUGGUCCCCUGAGAGAUCUGAUUGAGUUUCCUCCAGAUGACAUUGAGGUCAUCUACACGCCCAGGGAGUGUCGCACAGUGGUACAGGCUGUUCCAGAGGAAGGGGACACCGAUCCUCAUGUCAGAGACUGUGUCAGAUCGUACACAGAAGACUGGGCUGUCGUCAACAGAAAAUACCACAAACUUGGUACAGGCUUUAAUCCCAAUACUCUGGACAAACAGAAGGAGCGCCAGAAAGGCCUACCCAAACAAGUUUUUGAGGCUGAUGAGAUGCCAGACAAUAGUAGCUACCAAGAUGACCAGGAUGACCUGAAGCGACGGUCAAUGUCUAUUGAUGACACUCCACGGGGCAGCUGGGCCUGCAGCAUCUUUGACUUGAAGAAUUCCCUCCCUGACGCCCUCCUCCCUCACCUCCUCGAUCGUGCCCCCAAUGAGGAGAUCGACAGGCACAACGAAGACCAGCGCAAGGCCAACCGCCACCGUGAGCUCUUUGCUCUGCACCCUGCUCUUGAUGAGGAGGAACCCAUUGAGCGCCACUGUGUGCCUGAAGUACCUAAAGAGCACUUUGGCCAGAGGCUACUCGUCAAGUGCUUGUCCUUGAAGUUUGAGAUCGAAAUUGAACCCAUAUUUGCUAGUUUGGCCUUAUACGAUGUCAAGGAAAAGAAAAAGAUAUCAGAGAACUUCUUCUUCGAUCUAAACUCUGAGCAGACGAAAGCUAUGUUGCGUCCGCACAUUCAGACGGCAGCCAUCUCCACACUGGCACGCUCUGCCGUAUUCUCCAUCACCUACCCCUCCCAGGACGUCUUCCUGGUCAUCAAGCUGGAAAAGGUACUGCAGCAAGGCGAUAUUGGAGAGUGCGCUGAGCCCUACAUGGUCUUCAAAGAGUCAGAUGCUGCCAAGAACAAGGAGAAGCUGGAGAAGCUGCGUGGUCAGUCCGAGCAGUUCUGCCAGCGUCUGGGCCGCUACCGAAUGCCGUUUGCGUGGACCGCCAUCCAUCUCAUGAACAUUGUUAACAGUGCUGGGAGCCUGGAGAGAGAUACAGAGCUGGAGAUGAGCCUCUCAGAGCGAAAAGGCUCGUGGUCAGAACGAAGGAACUCUAGCAUCAUGGGAAGGCGUUCUCUGGAAAGAACCACCAGUGGAGAUGAAUCCUGUAGUCUGACAGGUUUCAGACCUGCAACACUUACCAUCACCAACUUCUUUAAACAGGAGGGGGACAGGCUGAGUGAUGAGGAUUUGUAUAAGUUCCUCGCUGAUAUGAGAAGGCCUUCUUCAGUGUUGAGGAGGCUCAGACCUAUCACAGCCCAGCUGAAGUUGGAUAUUUCUCCAGCUCCAGAGAACCCCCACUAUUGCUUGACCCCUGACCUCCUGCAGGUUAAACCUUACCCAGACAGCAGAGUACGCCCCACCAGGGAGAUCCUGGAGUUCCCUGCUAGGGAUGUAUAUGUGCCAAACACCACAUACAGGAACCUGCUGUAUGUGAACCCUCAGAGUCUUAACUUCGCAAACCGCCAAGGCUCUGCUCGAAACAUCACAGUGAAAGUGCAAUUUAUGAAUGGAGAAGAUCCAAACAAUGCAAUGCCGGUGAUAUUUGGGAAGUCAAGCUGUGCAGAUUUCGCUAAAGAGGCUUACACUGCAGUGGUUUACCAUAACAGAUCUCCUGACUUUCAUGAUGAGGUCAAGAUUAAGCUGCCGGCCUCUCUGUCAGACCACCACCACAUUCUCUUCACCUUUUACCACGUCAGCUGCCAGCAGAAGCAGAACACACCACUGGAGACCCCUGUGGGAUACACGUGGAUCCCCAUGUUGCAGAAUGGCCGUCUGCGAACGGGACACUUCUGUCUGCCUGUAUCUCUUGAAAAACCGCCACAAUCCUACUCUGUUCUCUCCCCAGAUGUUCCUCUUCCCGGAAUGAAGUGGGUGGACAACCAUCGAGGAGUUUUCAAUGUGGAAGUGGUGACUGUUUCAACCAUUCACACACAGGACCAGUACCUGGAUAAGUUCUUUGCCUUGGUGCAUGCCCUGGAUGAGCACAUGUUUCCAGUCAGGAUUGGAGACAUGCGCAUCAUGGAGAACAACCUGGAGACGGAGCUCAAAUCCAGCAUUGCAGCACUCAACUCUUCCCAGCUGGAGCCAGUGGUUCGAUUCCUUCACCUUCUACUCGACAAGCUGGUGUUGCUUGUAGUGCGCCCACCAGUCAUUGCUGGACAGAUAGUAAAUCUCGGCCAAGCGUCCUUCGAGGUCAUGGCAUCCAUAGUGAACCGUCUUCAUAAGUACUUGGACACCAGCCAGGACAUGCAUGGCCGCAACAGCCUGCUGUCCUCUUACAUCCACUACGUCUUCCGCUUGCCCAGCACCGACCCCAACUCUCCAUCGCCAGGCCCUGGAGGGUUGGGAGGUUCAGUUCACUAUGCUACCAUGGCUCGCUCAGCUGUUCGACCAGCCAGCCUCAACCUCAACCGCUCCCGUAGCCUUAGCAACAGUAACCCUGACAUCUCCGGUACGCCCACCUCUCCUGACGAUGAGGUCCGCUCUAUCAUUGGCAGCAAGGGUUUAGACCGCUCCAACUCGUGGGUGCACACCAUGGGCUGUAAGAGUGCCCCCUGGGGAUCCAGCCCUGGGUCCGCUCCAGAAACCAUGCAGGCCAUGGAGCGCUGUGGCAAUCGCAUGUCUUCGCACACUGAGAGCGCCAGUUUCUUGCAAACUUUAACAGGACGGUUGCCCACAAAAAAGCUCUUCCAUGAAGAGUUGGCCCUCCAGUGGGUUGUGAGCAGUGGCAGCGUCAGGGAGGGCGCUCUGCAACAGGCCUGGUUUUUCUUUGAACUCAUGGUGAAGAGCAUUAUCCACCACCUUUACUUCACUGACCGCUUAGAGUCACCCAGGAAGAAUCGCUUCCCUGAGCGCUUCAUGGAUGACAUUACAGCCCUGGUCAGCACCAUCGCUGGUGACAUUGUGUCGCGCUUCCAGAAGGAUCUGGAGCUGGUAGAGAGGCUAAACACCAGCCUGGCCUUCUUUCUCAAUGACUUGCUGUCAGUCAUGGACCGAGGCUUUGUCUUCACUCUAAUCAAGGCAUACUGGAAACAGGUGUCCACAAAGCUUUAUGCUCUGCAGAACCCAACCUUGGAGUCUUUGAGGCUGGAUUUAAGAAUUGUUUGCAGUCAUGAACACUACGUCACCCUUAAUCUGCCCUGCAGCCUGCUCACCCCACCUGCUUCUCCUUCGCCCUCUGUGUCAUCAGCAACUUCACAGAGCUCUGGGUUCUCCACACAUGUCCAGGACCAAAAGAUAGCCAACAUGUUUGAGCUGUCUGUCCCAUUCAGAGAGCAGCAUUAUCUGGCUGGACUAGUCCUAUCUGAGCUGUCAGUGAUACUGGACCCAGACAAUGAAGGGAUGUUUGGUCUACACAAGAAAGUGGUGAGUGUUGUUCACAACCUCCUGUCCAGCCAUGACUCUGACCCGCGCUAUGCUGAUCCUGAGGUCAAGGCCCGAGUCGCCAUGCUUUACUUGCCUCUCAUUGGCAUCGUCAUGGAAACACUGCCACAACUCCAUGACUUUACAGAGUCCCAUAACCAGUGGGGUCGGCCAGGUGGUCCCCAGGGUGCAGCGGUGGGCAGCAGUGGAGAAGAGACAGAGGCGGAGGGCAACAGCAUGAUCAGUCAGACGGUCGCCAUGGCAAUUGCAGGCACUUCCACUGCAUCUCCAAUGUCCCGACCAAGCAGCUUCCUGCUCAACUCGCAGGCGAGUCGUCAGCACGGAAGCUUCUCCGCUGAGUCAAGUCGUAGUCUGCUGAUCUGUCUGUUGUGGGUGCUGAAGAAUGCUGAUGAGCUGGUGCUACAGAAAUGGUUCACAGAUCUUUCAGUGUCCCAGCUCAACCGCCUGCUGGAUCUCCUCUACCUCUGCGUCUCCUGCUUUGAGUACAAGGGAAAGAAGGCCUUUGAACGCAUGAACAGCCUAACCUUUAAGAAGUCCAAAGAUAUGAAGGCAAAGCUGGAGGAGGCCAUUCUGGGCAGCAUUGGGGCCAGACAGGAAAUGGUGCGACGCAGCCGGGGACAGCUAGAGCGGAGUCCAUCUGGCAGUGCUUUUGGCAGUCAGGAAAACCUGCGAUGGAGGAAAGACAUGACCCACUGGAGACAAAACAGCGAAAAGAUGGACAAGACAAGAGCAGAGCUGGAACACGAAGCCCUUAUUGAUGGUAACCUUGCAACGGAGGCCAAUUUAAUUAUUCUCGAUACCUUGGAGAUCAUUGUACAGACGGCAUCAGUGACAGAAUCUAAGGAGAGUAUCUUGGGUGGGGUUUUGAAGGUGCUACUUCACAGCAUGGCCUGCAACCAGAGCGCCCUCUACCUUCAGCACUGUUUUGCCACACAGAGGGCUCUUGUGUCUAAGUUUCCUGAACUGUUGUUUGAGGAGGAAACGGAGCAAUGUGCUGAUCUGUGUUUGCGACUGCUGAGGAGCUGUAGCAGUAGCAUAAGUACCAUCAGAGCCCACGCUAGCGCCUCCCUCUACCUCCUCAUGAGGCAAAACUUUGAAAUCGGCAACAACUUUGCAAGAGUGAAGAUGCAGGUGACCAUGUCCCUUUCCUCACUGGUGGGAACAUCUCAGAAUUUUAAUGAAGAGUUCCUCCGUCGUUCUCUAAAGACUAUACUUACUUAUGCAGAAGAGGACCUUGAACUGAGAGAAACCACGUUCCCAGACCAGGUCCAGGACCUUGUGUUCAAUCUGCACAUGAUCUUGUCAGACACAGUGAAGAUGAAGGAGCACCAGGAAGAUCCUGAGAUGUUAAUAGAUCUGAUGUACAGGAUUGCAAAAGGGUACCAGACGUCUCCAGACCUGCGGCUAACGUGGCUCCAGAAUAUGGCUGGAAAGCACUCUGAGAGGAAUAACCACGCUGAGGCUGCUCAGUGUCUGGUGCACAGUGCUGCCCUAGUAGCAGAAUACCUGAGUAUGUUGGAGGACCGCAAGUAUCUGCCUGUAGGCUGCGUCACCUUCCAGAAUAUUUCCUCCAAUGUGCUGGAGGAAUCUGCAGUCUCUGACGACGUGGUGUCACCAGAUGAGGAGGGCAUCUGCUCAGGGAAAUACUUCACAGAAAUUGGUCUCGUGGGCCUCCUGGAGCAGGCUGCUGCCUCCUUCUCCAUGGCCGGCAUGUAUGAGGCAGUGAAUGAAGUCUACAAGGUACUGAUCCCAAUCCAUGAAGCCAACAGGGAUGCAAAGAAGCUAGCCACCAUUCAUGGUAAACUCCAGGAAGCCUUUGGCAAAAUUGUUCAUCAGGAUGGGAAGAGGAUGUUUGGUACAUACUUCAGAGUUGGAUUUUACGGUUCAAAAUUUGGUGACUUAGACGAGCAGGAAUUUGUCUACAAAGAGCCUGCCAUCACUAAGCUGGCUGAAAUCUCUCACAGGCUGGAGGGUUUCUAUGGUGAGCGAUUUGGAGAGGACCAGGUAGAAGUCAUUAAGGACUCCAAUCCUGUGGACAAGUGCAAGCUGGACCCAAACAAGGCUUUCAUCCAGAUCACAUAUGUGGAGCCGUACUUUGACACUUACGAGAUGAAGGACCGUAUCACUUACUUUGACAAGAACUACAACUUGCGACGUUUCGUCUACUGCACUCCUUUCACCCUGGAUGGACGGGCCCAUGGGGACCUGCACGAACAGUUCAAACGCAAGACCAUCCUCACCACCUCCCACGCCUUCCCCUACAUCAAGACAAGGAUCAACAUCAUCCACAAAGAGGAGAUUAUAUCCACACCCAUUGAGGUGGCAAUAGAGGACAUGCAGAAGAAGACUCAGGAGUUGGCCUUUGCCACCCACCAGGACCCUGCUGACGCCAAGAUGCUACAGAUGGUCCUGCAAGGAUCGGUGGGCACAACUGUAAACCAGGGUCCUUUGGAGGUGGCGCAGGUGUUCCUGUCAGAGAUCCCCAGCGACCCAAAACUGUACAGACACCACAACAAGCUACGGCUGUGCUUUAAAGACUUCACAAAGAGGUGUGAGGAUGCCCUGCGUAAGAACAAGAGCCUGAUUGGUCCGGACCAGAAGGAGUACCAGAGGGAACUGGAGAGGAACUACCACCGGCUGAAGGAGGCGCUGCAGCCCCUCAUCAACAGGAAGAUCCCCCAGCUUUAUAAACCUGUACUGCAGGUCAACUCUCACAGAGAUUCCUUCAGCAGAAUGAGCCUCCGUAAGCUUGACAUUUGAAGAUGAAGAGAAUUCACACACUCUCACACAUGCAUUCACACACAAAAACACAUAAUUGAAAUUGCAAUAUUAAUUUAUUCUCAAGUGUAAAUAGGAGUGUCUUGAAAGUUGGUCAGUGUUUCAGAAAGCGUUGCAAGAACGGCUAAAUGAGUUGCGGCUUGGUACGUCAUUCCAGUGUCUUAAUUUGUUUACAGACAAACUGUUACACAAUCAGAGGAGCGAACAAGUGGAUCUUAAAGAUUAAAGAGAUACCUUGGCAUUUAGAAUUUCUCUUUGCUUGUCAUUUUAGUAGGGAACAAGUGCUUCUGCUUGUCCCUGUGCUACUUUAUAAAACGCUAAUAAUGUUAGCCCUCACUGUUGAAGCCACAGAAUAUGAAGAAUGCUCUGAGUUUCCUUUUAUCAGUUCAUUAAAGUGCCAAAAAAAACCACCUUUUUGCCGCCAAAUUUUUACAAGCGUCUGCAGAAAAGGUCCGAUUCUAAAAGUCAAGGUGUCUUUUUAAUUACGCACGAUGUGUCAAAAAAAAAUCUGUAUUCAAUUUCAUGUGUGCACUUUUUUAUUAUGGUGUAGCAAUGCGUUUUACAACUUGAAAGUUUAUGUAAUUCAAAACGGGAGGGAAGGGGGAGGGGGGAAAAAAUGAAAACAUGCAAAAAACGGUACCAGUAUUUAUCAUGAUGCUUUAUUAUCAUUUUUAGUUGAGGCGACAAUGUUUUAAAGUUAGGUACUUUAAACAUCCUUGUAUAAUUUUAUGUAGUUUUGUUUUAUUUUAAAUAUUUUACUAAAUAAAUAUUUUAAUGUUCA